Oncorhynchus masou masou (cherry salmon) is the source of this 4876-nucleotide messenger RNA. Its product is annotated as periodic tryptophan protein 1 homolog. Gene Ontology annotation, cellular component: nucleus. Bases 140 to 1618 code for a protein of 492 amino acids. Gene Ontology annotation, molecular function: protein binding. The record is from RefSeq and is a predicted model, not a curated record. The transcript is spliced from 15 exons. Gene Ontology annotation, biological process: rRNA processing. Lineage: Eukaryota; Metazoa; Chordata; Actinopteri; Salmoniformes; Salmonidae.
GCCUGUCUCGAGAGUCGUGGACCCAACUCACAUGUCAAUGCGUGCAAUUUGUAUGUAACUUUUGGAUCUUUAUAAAGUGUUUUUGAACACUUUAAAGUUGUACAUUACAUUGAAUGUUGUUACUAGAACGUUAUCAAUAAUGAGUUCUCAAAUCACUUGUGUUGGAUGGGUAAAGCGUGGCGUUUCGAAGGAAACACCAGAUAAGGUGGAGUUGAGCAAAGAAGAAUUGCAACACAUUAUAGCAGAGGCAAAAGAACAAUUGGGUGAACGUGUAGGUGAAGAGGAGGAGGAGGAGGAGGAUGAAGGCAUGGCCAGCGGGCAGGAACAGAGUGACGAGGCAGAAGCUGUUCAGGGACAGGAGCCAGAGCAAGAUGAAAAUGAAGCAGGAAGGGAGGAAGCAGAUGAACUAGCAACGUAUGGUUUGGAUAGAUAUGAUGAGGAAGACUCAGUGACUGCCAACCUUGGUGACAGCCUUGCCGGCCUCACAGUGUUCAGCACCAAUGAGGAGGAUCCUUACAUUACCAUCAAAGACACAGAUCAGUAUGAGCGAGAGGACUUUCAAAUCAAGCCCAAUGAUAACCUCAUCAUUUCAGGCAGAGCAGAGAAGGACUGCUGCAACCUGGAGAUUCACGUAUACAACUCCGAGGAGGAAUCCCUCUAUAUUCACCAUGACAUACUCCUACCAGCCUAUCCACUGUGUGUGGAGUGGCUUAACUUUGACCCUAGUCCAGAAGGCACUGGCAAUUAUGCGGCUGUAGGCAACAUGACACCACAGAUUGACGUGUGGGACCUGGAUGUGGUGGACUGUCUAGAGCCUGCCUUCACUCUGGGGAGCAAGAAGGCCUCCAAGAAAAGCAAAAAGGCUGCAGCAGAGCCAGGGGAAGGUCAUACAGAUGCUGUACUGGACUUAUCCUGGAACAAACUGGUCCGCAACGUCUUGGCCAGUGGGUCAGCCGACAAAACCGUGAUCCUGUGGGAUCUGGCACAGGGAAAGCCGGCCACAACACUGUGCAGACACACUGACAAGGUUCAGACGUUGAUGUUCCACCCCUUUGAAGCUCAGACCCUGAUAUCAGGAUCAUACGAUAAGUCGGCAAUCCUGUAUGACUGCCGCAGCCCGGACAGCAGCCAUCGCACUUGGAGGUUUAGCGGGCAGGUGGAAAGGGUCGCCUGGAACCACUUCUCGCCCUGCAACUUCCUGGCGAGCACAGAGGACGGCUUUGUUUACUGUCUGGACGCGCGCUCGGACAAGCCAGUGUUUACGCUAAGGGCACAUGAUGGAGAGGUGUCAGGCUUGGACCUUAGCAGCCAGAUCCGGGGAUGCUUGGUGACCUCGUCAGCAGACAAACACGUCAAGAUUUGGGACAUCUUGGGGAACAAGCCCAAUUUAGUUCACACCCGGGACAUGAAAAUGGGGGUGCUGUUCUGUGCAACGUGCUGUCCUGACAUGCCCUUUGUAUAUGCCUUUGGAGGACAGAGGGAUGGCCUGCGGGUUUGGGACAUAAGUGAUGUGGCAGCAGUCGCUGAGGUGUUUGGCAAUCGGGAGCGGUUGGUGGCAACCACAGCGCCUGAGGCAUCCAGCAGCACUUCCUCCACAGCAGAUAUGGAGCUUUCCUAGUGAGCCACUCUGGACCAACUUCCAAUCAACAUAGAGCGGCACCUUGGACUCACACAGAGAUCCACAUAGCCAAAGACUUUGUCAACCUGGGACCAAGAAGGCACUUCAAGAACAUUGCCAGAGCUGUGGAUGGACUUUCUCUCUUCAAACUUUUCUUCUAAAACAGAUAUCCUAAUAGUUAAGCGCCACAUAACUAUUUGUUUUUGGCGCUAAAAUGUCUUUUCAACAAGGAAGGUCAAUAUUCAUCUGAAUGCUUGUCAAAAUAAUUCAAUAGAUAUUUGUUUUUGACUAACAAUCAAUGAAAUAACUAUUGAAAUGUGAUUUUGAAGGCACAGGUAUCUGGUUUAGUGUCAUCAAUUAUUAUUUGUGCAGGACUUUGCUAAUCUUGGCCUGAAAUUUGCUAAUCUUUGCUAACCCCCCCCCCAUGUAUUAUGUCAGUGACAUUCCUGCAUUGGUUAAAUUAGAAAUGUGUUGAAAUCUGAAAUACCUAAUCAAACAUUUACUGAAGGGCCCAUCCAGGUAAAGAAAUACGGUUUUGACCAACUUGUGAUAAAUAUACAGUACCGGUCAAAAGUUUGGACACACCUACUCAUUCCAGUGUUCUCUUUGUUUUUACUAUUUUCUACAUUGUAGAACAAUAAGUAGCCACACUUUGCCUUGACAGCUUUGUACACUCUUGGUAUUCUCAACCAGCUUCAUGAGGUAGUCAACUGGAAUGCAUUUCAAUUAACAAGUGUGCCUUAAGUUAAUUUGUGGAAUUUCUUUCCGUAAUGUGUUUGAGCCAAUCAGUUGUGUUGUGACAAGGUAGCCCUAUAUGGUACAAGUCCAUAUGUUAAGAACAGCUCAAAUAAGCAAUGAGAAACAAUAGACCAUCAUUCCUUUAAGACAUGAAGGUCAGUAAUGUGGAGAUUUUGAAGAACUUUAAAAGAUUCUUCAAGCGCUAUGAUGCAACUGGCUUUCAUGAGGACCACCACAGGAAAGUAAGACCCUGAGUUACCUCUGCUGCAGAGGAUAAGUUCAUUAGGGUUAACUGCGCCUCUGAAAUUGCAGCCCAAAUAAAUGCUUCACAGAGUUCAAGUAACAGAAACAUCUCAACAUCAACUGUUCAGAGAAGAUUGCGUGAAUCAGGCCUUCAUGGUUGAAUUGCUGCAAAGAAACCACUACUAAAGGACACCAAUAAGAGCAAGAGACUUGCUUGGGCCAAGAAACACGAGCAAUGGACAUUAGACCGGUAGGAAAUCUGUCCUUUGGUCCAAAUUUGAGAUUUUUGGUUCGAACCGCCUUGUCUUUGUGAGAAGCAGAGUAGGUGAACGGAUGAUCGCUGCAUGUAUAGUUCCUUCCGUGGAGCAUGGAGGAGGUGGUGUGGGGUGCUUUGCUGGUGACAUUGUGAUUUAUUCAGAAUUUAAGGCACACUUAACCAGCAUGGCUACCAAAACAUUCUGCAAUGAUACACCAUCCCAUCUGGUUUGCGCUUAGUGGGACUAUCAUUUGUUAUUCAACAGAACAAUGACUCAACACACCUCCAGGCUGUGUAAGGGCUAUUUGACCAAGAAGGAGAGUGAUGAAGUGCUGCAUCAGAUGAUCUGGCCUCCACAAUCACCUGACCUUGAUCCAGUUGAGAUGGUUUGGGAUGAGUUGGACGGCAGAGUGAAGGAAAAGCAGCCAACAAGUGCUCAGCAUAUGUGGGAACUCCUUCAAGAUUGUUGAAAAGCAUUCCAGGUGAAGCUGGUUGAGAGAAUGCCAAGAGUGUGCAAAGCUGUCAAAGCAAAGGGUGGCUACUUUGAAGAAUAAAAAAUAUAAAACAUAUUUUGAUUUGUUUAACACUUUUUUGGUUACUACAUGAUUCCAUAUGUUUUAUUUCAUCAUUUUGAUGUCUCCACUAUUAUUCUACAAUGUAGAAAAUAUUAAAAAUAAAGAAAAUGAAAGGACAACCAUCUUUUUUUUAUCAUAUGCAUGUGUUUGAGGAAGCUUUUAUCUGGGAAUUGAGCAUUACCAGUUCUAUAACCAGGGGCAACAGAGACAGAUCCUCCUCUCUGGGUAGUCUGGCCAGUAGAUGGAGUGGUCUACUCCAAAAAUAAACACACUCCCAGAAGUAUCCCUCCAGCGAUACUGGACUCGAGUCACUGGCACUGCCCUCAGCAGAUGUCUCUGUUGAAUGAUGCGGCGCUGGGGCCAGUUGGAGUGGGACGACCGCACCAUCCUUCGUGAGGCUGCGUUGACCUCUUCCACAGGGAAGGUGCUAAUGGGACACACCUUUUGGCCCAAGCCAUUGUGGAGGAUCUCCCCUAUGGCAUGGGAAAUCCUCUCCUCUGGGAUGCCGCCUGGGACACCUAGCAGGUACCUGUCGAGAUGACAGCGGUAGUCCACCCGCAGCUCUUUGAAGUAGCACAGCUGACCAUUUCCCACGCACAUCUCACAGCAAACCCGGCCCAAGGACAUGCAGGACAUGCAGGGCACCAUCUUCUCACCCUUGCACUCUCUGCAGGGCUUUUUGGUGCCCCCGCCUCGCCCAUGGCAUACAGGGCAGCGCACCCUAGUAGAGGCACAGCAGGCCUUGCACAUAACCCACUUCUGCUCCUGGCAGUAAGAGCAACCGGUCACUCGGUCUGUGUGAAUCAGCCUGUAAUUUAACACCUGGUUGUGGAACAUCUUGGCCGGGGUCACAGGCACCUUCCAGGGUUGUGGCUCCUGUACUUCCCCUGCUGGUUUUGGAGACACUGGUGCUUUGGAAGUUUUGCAUUGCGGUUCAAAUCUUAAGCACACAGACCUGUGCUCUGUAAAUGUUUCCAGUCUGUAACAGUAUGCAACCUCAUGGGUUAUGCCAGUGAUGACCAUUCCUCUGGCUGCAGUGGGUGAAAGGAGCGGUUUGUUUCGCACCCAGUCAACAAGAACAUCACGGAUCGUCUGUUCUGGCAGAGGAGACAGGAUGAAUGGGUUAAAAACCUCUGGCUGAAGUUUCACUGAUACCUUUGCCUUCCCCUCCUCUAUUGGUGGUGGAACUGUGGAGUACUGAGAGGGUUCCAGUAUGAGGUCACAUCGGUAACCCUUUCGAUGUUCAGUUGCCAUUAUAUGGAGGUUAAGAGCAAUGCUGUAACUUGGGUUUCAUGUUAAUGAAUUAGCAAAAUGUUCAAAUCCCAUUAUUUCUCAGUUUACUCUAUUCCAAUUCUAAAAUGAUAUUUAUGAUGUCAUAAUGUAUUUAUACAAAUGUGAAAAAUACUUUUUCCCCAAAUACAUUUGACAGUUAAACUGUCCCAGUUC